ACGUAGAACGUCAUUAAAAAUAUGUAAAGAUGAAAGUUAUUUUUAAUUAUUAGGUUUAAAUAAUAUAUUGGACUUUUCUUUUGGAAAUAAAAUGUCUAGUGUAAUCCCGCUUCAAGAUUGCUUAUUCGGGUAUUGUUUUGCUACAUUGUGAACGUCGUGUCUAAAUUUAGAAGCAAAGUUUACAUAAAUUAUGAUUUUAAUAAAGCAAACAGUACAAUUCUCGCGAAUAAGAAGCAAGGUGAUCACAAGGAUAGUAGGAGCGCGUGCUGCGUGUGAGGAUGGUGCACCUGGAGAUGACGGGGGGCCAACAAUGCUGCAGCACUCUAACUAUAAAUGAUCUGCCUAAUGAACUACUUAUUUACAUUUUUUCUAAAAUAGAUUUCGAGUCACUGUUGGCGGUAGCAAAAGUUUGUAUGAGAUGGCAGCAACUUUGCCUGACACCAUGUGUAUGGGACAACACACGCCUCAUUGUGUGUAUGAAAAACUAUGUCAGGAUAAGUGAAAACAUUGUGCCUUUUGUAGCAAAGUAUUUAAAAAAUGUGAAAUUACAGUAUUUCAAGUUGUAUUCUCAAGUAAGGGCUUCCCUCAUUAGCUACUGCCCUAACUUGACUCGUCUAGAAAUUAGCAUAUCUCAAGUUGAUAGUUGUAUAUUUGAUGAUUUACAAUACUGGCCGAAUUUAAAAUUUUUGAGUUUCCGUAAUUCUUUAAUAGUACAAAAUCCAGAGAAUGCAAACGGGAAUUUUGUUUACCACUUGCCUUUUGAAAAGUUAAAGAAUCUUGAAACUCUGGUUCUCUCGAAUUUUGCUCUUACACAUGGCAGCCUUUACAGCAUGCUUGAGUGUUCCAGUUUAGUCAGUAUUAAUAUGGAAAAAAUGAAAAACAUCCCUGCAGAUUUCCUAGAAUCCUUGCUAAGGACAAAGCAAGCCAGUCUUGAAGCAUUGUACAUUUAUGGAGACACACUGAAUGAUGAUAUAGUUCGCUACAUAUCCAACUGCAAGGUGCUACAGGUCCUGCAUAUUAUGACCUGCAAAACCCUGUUUGAUUCCAGUUUGUUGCACUUAAACAGACUAAAAAACUUACGCUCACUCAAAUUGCGUCACGGGUAUUUUUCAACCACAGCUUUACUUGGUUAUUUUACAAAUAACGUGUUUCAACACUUGACUUACCUGAGUCUGUCCCGCUGCCCGCACGUGACCAUGCAGGUGGCUCGGGCUAUCAAAGCAAGUGCACCCAAUCUCGAGGAAAUGUCCUUUUAUUUGUGUCCAUUUAUUUGUGCUCCGGGUUUUAAUCGAGGAGAGUUAGAAAAUAUGUUCAAUAUACAGCUACUCCUUGACUAAGUGAUUCUCAUAUUUUAUUUACAGAUCUAUUGAAAUUUUUAUGCUAUAUUUUGAGUGUUUAUGAAUUUAAUUCUACUACAGUAAAAGUAAUAUUUUAGAUGUUUUGUAAUAAAAAAAAUUGCCAUAUAAUGGAUUUGUUCUAGUUAAAACAAAUAUAGUCUGUUCGAAAAGAGUAGAGUCAUAGAAUUUAUGGGGCCGUAUACAAUCAGUGACUUUUCUCUUUCCGCACAAACUUAUUGACAUGAUAAAAUUACAGUUAUUAAAUGUGUUUGUGUGCAUAGUAUUAUAUGUGAUCUUGUUACUAGAAGAUAGCUAUCAAAUUGACAUGUUCAUUAUUAGGCGAGUCCAUACAGCGAGGCACGUCGCGACGCAAUGUGCUCGCGCGGCAAACGUUCAUACUGUUAAUAGACGUACCUCGGCCGAGGCAAAACGCACGUUUUAUCGGCCGAACAACCCGCCUCGGCUGCAGAACGUGUCCAUUGAACAUAUGCCGCGUCAGCAGAUUUCCAUGCGCCGUGCCUCGUCCUGUUAUGAUGCUAAUGAUGAAUAUUGAAUUUAAUGAAAUAUUGUGAACAAGAGGUUGUGCUUGUGACAGUUUACUUGUUACAAUGACCCAUAAUAGUAAUAAACUACAGUAUUUUGCUUAUUGACAGGUAUUAAAGUAAGUUAAGUACGUGUCUAUCUACUGACUAAAUGGUAGAAGAAAAAUGUAAAGCUGCAGAUAUUACUUCUGACUGUACUUAUAGCUCCUAAAUCAUACACUAUAAUAUUGUUUAUUUCCGCCUUUUUUGUUUUGAAACUGAUCGUCAAUUACUAUUAAAGUGCCUUAAAGA
Messenger RNA from Leguminivora glycinivorella, 2170 nucleotides. RefSeq names its product F-box/LRR-repeat protein fbxl-1-like. Gene Ontology annotation, cellular component: SCF ubiquitin ligase complex. Gene Ontology annotation, molecular function: protein binding. Bases 279 to 1337 code for a protein of 352 amino acids. Gene Ontology annotation, biological process: SCF-dependent proteasomal ubiquitin-dependent protein catabolic process. Lineage: Eukaryota; Metazoa; Arthropoda; Insecta; Lepidoptera; Tortricidae. The transcript is spliced from 2 exons. The record is from RefSeq and is a predicted model, not a curated record.